Messenger RNA from Paramacrobiotus metropolitanus, 3194 nucleotides. RefSeq names its product treacle protein-like. The transcript is spliced from 6 exons. The coding region runs from base 16 to 2577 and encodes 853 amino acids. The record is from RefSeq and is a predicted model, not a curated record. NCBI's taxonomy places the organism in Eukaryota, Metazoa, Tardigrada, Eutardigrada, Parachela, Macrobiotidae.
UCGAUAAUUACGAUAAUGGAAGCGCGCAAACCUAAUGAUUCGCAGAACGAUCAAAGCGCAGACAGUUCGGGCUUGUCUACUCCAGGGAUCGGAACUCCGGUUCCUUGCUCCAAUAAGUCUGCAGCCACAAAUGCGCGAAAUAUUCAGGAUUACCGGGCCCGACAAGAGCAACCAAGAAGCAGUAAUGGAAAUACUUCCUCGAACUUGGAAUCGUCAACUUCUUCGAGCUCCAGCAGCGAAGUUUCAGUCCGUCAUGAGCGAGGCCGACAGUUGUUUGCUGCGCACGCCCGGGCGCGUCGUGAUGCACAACAACAACAAUCCGCUAGCUUCUCAGCAGCUUCAGCCUGGGACAUGCGUUUACAGUCUCCGUCUCCUCGCGAUCAUUCUGGAUCAUGCAGUUUAAUUCUGGAGUCGCCGGCCCGUGAGAUGUGCACUCCGAUACCUGAUGACGAAGAGCCGUUGCAUGUGUCUUCCCCGUGCAUUGGUGCUGAAAUGGAUGAUGCAUCUAUCGCUACAGGGCGUGCCGAUGGGGAUGAUGUUGAUCUCAACAAAGAAUCUAUCGCUGGUGUAAUGGACAAGGGGCGGCUGUCUUCACGCAGUAGUUCUGCAUCGUGGAAUAUGAAUUUGUCCUCUCCGAUCAGUAACGUGCGCAGGUCGAAACCGCUGGAAAAACCGAUACGCUUAUCUACUCCGUACGUUGAUGCUGGGAUAAAUAAUAUGGAUAGUGGUGCAAAACGUGUGAAAAAGAACAACUGCUCUACCGUGGAUGAAGAAUCUGUCAUCAUGGCACUGGACAGUGAUCUGCCGUCCUUGUCCGAUCGUUCCGCGUCGUUGAGUAUAGGUCUCGCGUCGCCGUCCAGUGAAAACCGCACGUCGAUACUGAACGAAGCACCGUUGCCGAUAUCUUCCCCGUUCGGUGAUGCUAGAAUAAAUAAUCCGCGUAGUAGUUCGAAAUGUACCGAAGAGGAUGAGGUUAGCGACGACGAAGAACCUGCCGCUGGCGAGAAAAUAUUGCCAUCCGCGCCCGAUGAUUCUGGGUCAUCGAGUAUUAAUCUGUCAUCCCCGACUGGCGGAGCGCAGACGUUGACGCCGGAUGGACGAGCGGUACAGGUAUCUUCCCCGUUGGUUAGUGCUAAAAAGAAUAAUGUGGACAGCGGUUCAAAAUAUGCCGAGGAUGGAGAAUCUGCCAUUGAUGUGUUGGAAAAUGUGUCACCGUCCUCGUCUGAUCAUUCUGCUUCGUCCAAUAUAAGUCUGGCGUCGCCGGCCAAUGGAAAACCGUCGCCGGCCAGUGGGAAGGCGUCACCCGCCAGUAGAAAGCCAUCACUUGCCAGUGGAAAGCCUUCACCAUCCGGUGGAAAGCCAUCACUUGCCAGUGGAAAGCCUUCACCAGCCAGUAGAAAGCCAUCACUUGCCAGUGGAAAGCCUUCACCAUCCGGUGGAAAGCCGUCACUUGCCAGUGGAAAGCCUUCACCAUCCGGUGGAAAGCCAUCACUUGCCAGUGGAAAGCCUUCACCCGCCAGUAGAAAGCCAUCAUUUGCCAGUGGAAAGCCAUCACCCGCCUGCGCAAAGCCGGCGCCGGCCAGUGAGAAGUCUGCACCAGCCAGUAGAAAGUCGUCACUGGUCAGUGGAAGCUCUGGAAAGCAGUCACUGGCCAGAGGAAAGCCGUCGCCGGCCACGGGAAAGCUCGCGUUUAUACCGAAUGAAAUACCGUGGCAGAUAUCGUCCCGGCUUAUUGAUGCUGAAAUGGAAGAUGUGGGUAGCGAAUCCCAUUGCACCGAGGAGGAUAAUGUUUCGAGCGAAGAUGAAGAAUCUGCCGGUGGUGCACUGGACAAUGUGACGCCGUCCGGAGGAAAGCACUCGUUGUUAGCGGCGCAGUUGUCUUCCCCAUUCGUUGAUGUUGAAAUGGAACAUGUGAAUAGCGGUUCAAAAUACGCCGAGGAGGAUGACGGCCUCAGUGAGGAUGACGACUCUACCAAUGGUAUAUUGGACAGUGUGCCACCGUCUUCGUCCGACGAUUCUACGUCGUCCAGCAUGAAUGCGGUGCUGACAGCCAGUGGGAAGCGCACCUCAUUAUCGGAGGAAGUUCCGGCGCCAUUGUCUUCCCCUUAUAUUGGUGCAAUAGAUGGAACGGAUAUCGGUGUGAAAUAUGCCGCAGAGAAUAGUGUUUUUAGCGAGGAUCAAGAAUCUGUCCUGGGUGCACUGGAUAGGCUGCCACUACCACCGUUAUGGUUCUGCAACGUUCCGUUGUUUGUCUGCUUGGUAAAACGUCGCCUGAAUGAUGAAAAGCUGGCACUGGAAGGGUUUACCAAGAUCAUCUACGAAUGUGCAUCACGAGUAAUUUUCCCCAGUGCAAUGGAGGUUGAGGAAAAUGAACGAUUUCUGCAUAAAUGUUCCGGUUAUAAACCCGCAGACUUGUACAACAUGUGCGCAAGAUUUCUUAUCAACAAAAAUAGCCCGUUGGAGUACUAUAAACUUUUGAGCGAUAUGUGCCCCUAUCCAUUGCUUCUUGAGCGUCUGGUGAAAGUUUAUCGUGGAGGCAGUAACCGACCAGCAAGCUUGCUCAGCUUUACAGAAUAGAACUAAUUCUUUGGGAAGUUGAUCCGGAUCGGAGGGUAUUGACUUAUUGGUCAGUCGGCUUAUUUGAUUCGUAUAAGAAAGUGACAGAUCUUUGGUUGGGAUAGCCUUUGACGUAUUUGGGCGAUUAAAUUUGAACUAGAGUAACUUGGUUGCUUUGCCCCAGUUCAUUUGGUUUCUGCGUUGUUUGGAUUGCUCGUUGUAGUAUCCUUUUUCUUAACGGCUUCGAAUUGAUAACUUAAAAAUUUCGUAGUGUCCCAUACGUCUCGCAGUUGCUGGAUGUCGGGAUCGUUUCCGCCGGUUUCCUUUGAUAAUUCUUCCAGCAUUUGCUAUUAUUAAGUUUUAGAGAUUGAUUGUUCUGUCGCUUCAUAAAAAUAAAUCUUCAUUGCAGUAAGACAACGUAAAUUGGCUGUACAUGUAUAGUUAGUUGUACCGCUUACUUCCAGAUCGCCGCUUACGCUGCCCUGCAUCGUGUGGCUUGGAGCAUUUGGAUCAUUUCUGAGCUGCAGUAUUAACCACGCUGUUAAGAGUAAAUACUUGGAGUUUUGUGUAUUAAUUUUCGACAACACCGGCAAUAAAUUUAUUUGUCAGUAAAUAAAUUGCUGGAUCAGUUUCAAAUU